UAGCAUUAACACGUUCUCACGUGAACGAAUGAUUCUCCUGUCCACAUUUUUGGACAGCUAGUGCCAGCUGUUCAGAAGAAGACAUGGAUCGUCAGUCAUUUGAUCGUCUUAGAACCAAGAAAGAUUCCAGUAAACAUUCAACGAGACAGUCGCACAAAGGCCGUCACUCAACGGGGCCUGCUAGAGCAGAGACAGUACAGAAAAUAGAAGCCCCUGAAACGCAAUCCGUGGGAAGAGGGGAACCAAGCACACACCGACGAGAGGAUAUAAGCACACACCGACGACAGAAAGUAGCAGUUCCGUUCGCUCUGGCAGUUCUUCUUGGUACUGCCAUUAUCGGCCUCAUUGUGUAUUUGAACCUCGGGAAGCCGAGCGCAGUCGCAAAGGUCAAGCACUGUACAAGCAACGCAUGCAAGCGAGCUACUGCCCAGUAUGAAUCGAUGCUCAACGCAAGCUUUCAUCCAUGCAAGAACUUUUACAAGUACGCCUGUGGGGGUUGGCUUGCUGGAACGUCUCAGGAGAGCUCCUACAUAGACGACGUCUUUGCUAGCGUCACCGAAGACGCCCACACUCUUCUGUACGAUCGAAAUAUCGGUGUGGUAGAACGGGAUCCAUUUUGGAACCUCGUGACGUUCUACAGGAGCUGCUACGACUUCGCUGUCGAUACGGCGAAGCGAGGCAUUGUUGCUGAGGCUAAAAAGGCUGUGGAAUCCUUGCAUACAAAGGAGUGGCUACUAGACGAUGCCUCCAGCUUGCUCGAGAGAGUGAUUCGCCUCAGCCUCGGCAAAGGAAUACCAACAGUAUUUGAUAUCUGCAUAAGGCCGUAUCGUGAAGAGCUGCGCCCACUCAGUCAAUCAAAAUACCACAUCGCUGUCAGCUUGGGUGAAUCCGUAAGCAAGAUGAUAAGACCAACUGCGGAAAAGUUCUCCCCAGAAGCCUUAAAGCCGUACAUAAUCUCACUCUUGGAAGCAAUUGGGAUUGACAUGACUGAUGCUUUCAUCAAAGACUUGAUCAAAUUCGAAGAGAAUUUUCAGCAAAGGUCAUACGAAUCAAGAGAAUCUUGGGACGACACUCCCUUCAAUUAUACGUCAUUACCUUCCUUUCCACCUCAUCUCCAAUGGGAGGACUGGAAAAACGCUAUUCAGCGAGAGAUCGUUGGUGCAAGUAAAAUACAGGACGAGCUGUAUGUGUACAAUAUGAAUGCCCUAACGAAUAUAACGAAGGACCUGUUUAUUGUGGAUUCAAAGCUACGUGCGUCUUAUGUAUCCCUUCUGGCCAUCACGAACAUACUGCGGUAUCGUUUCCAGACUUCGAGCGCCCAAGACACCUGCGUAGGCCUGGCGAUGAAGCACUUUCCUGUGAACACUAUUUACCUUAUCAGCGAGCAACGGAUCGUUCCCACUCUUCAGAGUACUUUCACAAUAUUCGUUAAAGGUAUUCAAAGUCAGGUUAUACAAGAAGUUGCGAAGGCGAUGUGGAUGACAAGAAAUCAUUUCGAAGCAAUGAGAAAUAUGAUUCAGGCGCUCGAGGUCCUGGUGCCAGAGACUUUGCCACCACUACUAAGCAGAGAUGUGCCUGUGAUGUCUGCGGAGUUCCCGGAAAAUUACGUUCGUAUCAGCGAAUACACACGUGCACUUGAAAACAAGUACCUCAAGUUCGGGACACAUUCAGCACGUGCUUUACGUGCAAAUGUUCGAAUUGACAAAGACGACUUCGAGUUCACCAAUGGCAUAAUGUGGGCGCCGUGGUUCUACGAUGAAAAGGAGGACACGUACAUCAAUUAUGCCACUGUGGGAGUACGGAUAGCCAUAGCAUUGUUCAAGUUCGUAAUGAGCAAGUCGACUCGUCUUCUUCAGUCGCAGGUAAAUCAGCAGUGGAAGGAAGGUGUCAGCUGCAUGCUGCAUGAAACUAAGCUGUUGCAGAGCAACUGGAGUGAGAGCGCACUGCGAUCAGCCUAUGAAGUUGCUCGUGGAACGUCUGUAGCAUUAAACUUGGCCUCUCCCCUGCCAGACAUUAAUGCGAAGCGAUUGUUCUUCGCAAGAUUAUGCCAGCAGUACUGCGAUCGGGGUGAUAUUUCGAAUGCCGACAUUACGGACUUCAGUCCAAUGAAGCCGAGCCUCUUGUGCGAAUUCGCAGUCCGUCAACAACCACUUUUUUGGGAAGCGUUUGGUUGCUGGAAUUUUAAAGGAAAUUGUUCUAUCACGUGACACAUGCAGUGUCUUGUGAACGCGGACCCAACUAGUGACUAUACCUGCAGAAUAAACUCUGUACACCUUGU
Messenger RNA from Ornithodoros turicata, 2278 nucleotides. RefSeq lists its product as uncharacterized. Gene Ontology annotation, molecular function: metalloendopeptidase activity. The transcript is spliced from 6 exons. The record is from RefSeq and is a predicted model, not a curated record. Gene Ontology annotation, cellular component: plasma membrane. Gene Ontology annotation, biological process: protein processing. Lineage: Eukaryota; Metazoa; Arthropoda; Arachnida; Ixodida; Argasidae. Bases 84 to 2207 code for a protein of 707 amino acids.